UUUGAGAGGUGAUUCUCGAAAUGCUCCCGUAUACCCAUGAUACAGCAACACACAGAAAGAGCCGCACUCAGCAACGCAACCUCCCCAUUUCCCUUUCUGUCCAUGCGUUGUAGCGUUACCCAUGGAUUAGGAGUAAGUAGGCGCUUCCCUACCUACCCAGAUUGGGGCAGUCAUCCAUGCAAUGGACCAUGGGGUGGUUUGGAAGGCCAAGGGAAGCAAUUGAGAGUUGCACGAGGGACCCCUCUGUGCUCCAGGGAUGGAAAGACAUGUCAUGGCUUUGUUCGAGGUUGAGACAUUGAUCAAGAUGGGGUUCCAAUCUGUUGGUUGAUGGGAUGAUGGAACCCGACAUGGGAAUGAAUGGAAUGGAAUGUGGUGAAGUGGAAAGAAAGAUGGAAGGGGGACGAGAUUCAUUGAAUGAGAGGAGGAAGCCCGUUCUAGUGCACCAGCAGAGUAGUAUAUGCCAUACAUUCGUACCUCUACCAACCGAGGCCUUGGCAUAUGCGUUUAAUAUCUGGGCGGGGCAGCUGACGGUACACGCGCCCGCCGGCCAGAUGACAACCACCCACGUGCUGUCGCUUCCCUUCCGGAAGUCGACCCAGCUGUCACUGUCGCGCGCCAUCCAGCAGUACAUUUCCACCAAAUACGACCAACACCCGGACAUGUUCCGCCAUGACCUCGACACCAUCGAUGCUCUGCGCCGCGACGCCAUCAACGUCCGCGAAGCCCACCCGAGUGGCAUCCGGAAGCUCCAGAUGUACGCCGCCCAGCUCGUGUGGAUUGGCGGCAAGUUCCCCAUCGAUGUCGGCGCCGACUUCACCUGGUACCCGGCUCUGGGCUACCACACCGAACACCCGCUCGUCCAGAACAACCUCAAGUACGAGCUGAUGAACGUCCUCUACAACCUCGCCGCCCUCUACUCCCAGCUGGCCGUGGCCUCCAACCGCAACAGCACCGAAGGCCUCAAGACGGCCGCCAGCUGGUUCUCCCACGCCGCCGGCGUCCUCACCCACAUCAAGACCCAAGUCCUGCCCGAGCUGCGCAUGCCCAGCCCGCCCGACGACAUGGACGAAACCACCCUCGAGUCCCUCAUACAGCUCUUCCUCGCCGAGGCCCAAGAGUGCUACUGGCAGAAAGCCGUCAUGGACGGGUACAAAGACGCCUCCAUUGCCAAGCUAGCCGCCCGUGUAUCCGACCUCUACAACGAAGCCGGCGAGGCCGCCAUGCGCAGCGAGGCCAUCAGCUCGGCCUGGAUCCACCACAUGAGCGCCAAACACCACCAUUUCGCCGCCGCCGCCCAGUUCCGCGCCGCCAGCGAUUGUCUCGAACGCAAGAAAUACGGCGAAGAGAUUGCUCGGUUGCGGGACGCCCUCGCCUGUGUCAACGAAGGACUCAAAGAAACCCGGGGUGGCUACCUCAGCAAAGCCGUCGUCGAAGACCUGCAGGGCCUCAAGCGUCGCCUGGAAGAGGACCUCAAGCGCGCCGAGAUCGACAACGACCGCGUCUACCUGCACAUUGUGCCGCCCAAGACUGAGCUCAAGCGUCUCGACCGCGCCAACAUGGCCGUCGCCCGUGUGCCUCCCCAGGUGGCCAAGCCGUACGAGUUUCUGGGCGACCACAACGCCGAAUUUGGGCCGGCCUUGUUCACCAAGCUCGUCCCCUUUGCCGUACACGUGGCCGUUUCCAUAUACGAAGAGCGUCGCGACAGGCUGGUCAACAACUCCAUCAUCUCCGAGCUCGAGUCCAUGACAUCCCAACUUCACGAAAUUCUUUCCUCUCUCAACCUCCCCGGUUCCUUGCAAGCCCUUGAAAAGCCGCUCGGCCUUCCAGGCACCUUGGUCCAGCACGCCGACGAGAUACGCCAAGCCGACGCCCUCUACCGCCUGCAGCAAGGCUUGACGGACAUUGACAAGCUCUGCUCUUCGGACCUAGCCAUCUUCGAAGAAGGCCGGUCCCUCCUUCUUGCCGAAGAGGAGGAAGACUCUCGUCUCCGUCUAAAGUACGGUACCGAACGGUGGAACCGCCCGCAAUCUCGUCAGGAUCCGUCCCCCAAUGGCGGGGCUAAACUUUGGCGACAGGCCCAAGAUAUUGAAGGCUACUUUGGCUCUUCCACAGCCUCGGACCAAGUAGUCCGCGAGAAAUUCAACGCCGUGAGGGACACGCUCGCCAUUCUUGCUGGGUCGGAUCGAUCAAUCAUGGAUUUCAUCCCCAACUCGCGACGGACCGACAUCCCCGAGAGCUUGAAGCCGGCCCUAGGAAGGCUACGAAGCGCCUACAACGACGUGCAGCGUCUUGAGUCCCGCCGGCGCAAGCGCGUCGAAUCUUUGCGCGCUCGGUCUCGUGCAGAUGACAUCAAGCCUGACAUCCUCGUCGAAGCCGCUCGCUUAGAACGGGCGUACCCGACAACCGCCAUCGCAACCGCCCACUUUGAGGACUUCUUCGAGAAACGCCUCGACCGCCUAUACGAAUCAGAGCUGGAGGCCGUGGAAAGGGAUAAGCAAGAGCAGGAGAAGAUUGUACAGGAGGUGAAGAGGGCGAAUAAGGAGUUUGAGGCACAAAAGAGGCAGGUCGAUAGAGCCGGGGGAGGGAAUCGAGAGAGAGAAGAGGCGCUCCAGAAGCUGGAUGCGGCCUAUUACAAAUACAAGGAGAUUGUGAGCAACGUGGAGGUCGGGAGGAAGUUUUAUAACGAUCUGAGCCAGAUUGUAGAGCAGUGGAGGGGGUUGGUAAGGGGGUGGGUGAGCGAACGGAGGAGGGAUGCGAGGAGUCUUGAAGAGGAAAUCAACAUGCCCCCUCUGUCCUCCCUCAACAUGCAUCAAUCAUCAUUUUCGUAUCAACAACAACAGCAACAUCACCAACAACCACCACCGCCACCACCACAAAUUCCUUUCCCCGAACCCAUCCAACCUCAUCAGCCAAUAGUCGAACAAGCGCACAUCCAAAGCUGGGCCGACAACGUGCCACAACAACAGCCAAAGCCAGUAGCUCCUGGGGCGUGGGCACCAAACAUGGGGAUAAAAUUCGGAUCCCCUGUGGCCCAGGGGCAGCAGCAUCAACAAGAGCAGGGGCAACCAGGACCGGUAAACGCUACAUGGGAUCCAUCUCAAGGGAUCCGGGCGGGCAGGACAGGAGACAGACUGGCCAAAGUCCCUACCGUCCGCGACUGGAAGUCUUUGGCAACCUUCGGUGCAAACCUACCUCUAGAAAAGGAUCGAGUGACGGAAGUCACCACUCAACCAACCGCCAAUAUGUGCUACGAAGAAGAAGUCGUCCGCGAAGUCGUCACCGCUGCCUCCAGCAAGGACAAAGACAAGGACAACAGCAACACAUACACCAUCAAGGUUUUAGUCAAGAAGUGGAACGAUUGCGGCUCCAAAAGUUGCCCCCAGUCGACGUCUUACGAGCCACAUGCACUUGCCUCCAACAGCUCGUCCACCAGCUCGGAUACCAAGAAGAAGUAG
This is a messenger RNA of Neurospora tetrasperma FGSC 2508, 3455 nucleotides long. Its product is annotated as pH-response regulator protein palA/rim-20. Lineage: Eukaryota; Fungi; Ascomycota; Sordariomycetes; Sordariales; Sordariaceae. The transcript is spliced from 11 exons. The record is from RefSeq and is a predicted model, not a curated record. Bases 333 to 3455 code for a protein of 1040 amino acids. Gene Ontology annotation, cellular component: endosome. Gene Ontology annotation, molecular function: protein binding.